This is a messenger RNA of Paramecium sonneborni, 677 nucleotides long. The record is from the annotation of a GenBank genome assembly. Lineage: Eukaryota; Ciliophora; Oligohymenophorea; Peniculida; Parameciidae.
AUGAGAAAAAAGCCUAGCUCCCCUUAUGCUGAAUUAAUCGAAGCUAAUAAAAAAAUAUUAAAAGAAGAUGGAAAAUAUUUAGAUUACCAGAAUCUUCCUAUUCCUUAUAGUUAAUCAUAUCAACAGCUUACUUAAUUUCGUAUUCCUUAAUAUUUUGAGUUGUUACAUUAUAAAAAUUAGAAAAAAACUGAAAUUCAUCAAGAAUUUAAUCAACCUUUUGUUAAUCAAAACAAUACUUCAGCUGAGCGUAUUCUUUUAUUAAUAUUAGCAAAUCCAAAAAGACAGUAAUAAAAUAUAAUAAAAAGAAAGCCUUUUUCCAUGAGCAGAUUUCAAACUGCAUAAUUAGAAAGGUACUAUGUAUAAAAGAAUAAAGUAAUUAGAUCUCAUCUGGUUCUUUUAAACGAGCAAAUUAUACUCUAAAUAAAAUUUUAAGUAGUCUUCCUUUGAGUCAAUUACAUUAGAUUCAUGAAGCAAAGUAGGAAAAUAUUCAGGUUCUGAUUUAAAAAAGAAGGAAUAAAUAAAUGAGAAAGUUUACUCCUAAAUACAAUCUUAAAACAGAUUCAUAAAUGGCUCAAUUUUUUGGGUCAUCGAGUAUUAAUUUAAAAUAAAUUUUAUAGACAUUUUCCCUACGUAAUCUACAUUUAGAUUAAAAACCCUUUAAUGAUUUAAAAAUUGAC